Dendronephthya gigantea is the source of this 1355-nucleotide messenger RNA. RefSeq lists its product as uncharacterized. The transcript has a single exon. NCBI's taxonomy places the organism in Eukaryota, Metazoa, Cnidaria, Anthozoa, Malacalcyonacea, Nephtheidae. The record is from RefSeq and is a predicted model, not a curated record. Bases 103 to 1101 code for a protein of 332 amino acids. Gene Ontology annotation, biological process: protein homooligomerization.
CGGCACGGCAUAGCUUGCAUUUAAAAUGAGUAAAUUGCAGUGCCGCCUUCGUAUACCAGCCAGAGAAGUUAUUCCUGUUGCAUUAAACGGUCUACGUACGAGAUGAGCGGCGACGAUUUACUCGAAAUGUUUGACGAUUUCGCAGAGCGAUAUAUCGAAGAGGAGUUUCACAAUACUAUCGCGCUUGAUGACGAACGAGAAAAAUUACAGGCCGCGAUCGAAGUCUACGAAGCAGAAAAGAAGGAAUUAGACGCUGUUGCGGUCGAUGAUGAUGAUGUUAUUCAUAUGAAUGUUGGUGGACAAAAAUUCACCACAACAAGAUCGACUCUCUGCCAAAUAGAAGAUUCCUUACUCGCCUCAAUGUUUAGCGGUCGUUGGGAGAAUAGCGUGCUUCGUGACCAAGACGGCGCUGUCUUCUUUGAUUAUAAUCCCAAAUAUUUUGAUUUCAUUUUGGCUUAUCUUCGUGCAAAGACGAUGGCUACCCCGGAGAAUCCAGCCGCACUUCCAGAAGUUCCUGAUGAUCAAGUUAAGAAUUUCCGAAGCCUUGUCGGAUAUCUUGGCUUGACUGAGGAAUUUUUCCCCGUGAAAACUCUGCUGACAGAUCAAUUUAAUGAUCGGAGCCCUGAAAUUACUCUUGAAGGAAACGGAAAAGUCGCAGUGCAUGAUUCGAGCUUCGCAUAUAAAUAUGUCGUAGGUAGUAAGACUUACCAACAGGGAGUUGUGAGUUUCAAGUUGAAUUUAGAGUCCUUUAAGGAUAACCAUUGGUUCAUGAUUGGUAUACUGAAUGGUAAUGUCGAUGUAACACAGUCAGUGAAUACGGAGUCAUUUAAGUUGGAAGGUUGUUAUGCAUGGGCACUCGGUUGCGGUGGUCAAAUGUAUAAAGGCGGAACAUUUGCAUAUGACAAUUCGUUAAAAAAUCUGUCUAAAGAAGGCGAUCAGGUUGAGCUGGUCUUAAAUUGCAAUGCAAGCAAACUGUCACUGCACUUACCCAGUGGUGAUCAGUUUCACAUGGACAUACCAACGUCCCAAAACUGGAGACUUCAUGUUAAUUUGUUAGGUGCUAACGACAAAAUCCGCAUCGUCGAAGUUGCGAAAAUUUGAAGAAUACUUGUAUGAUCAUAUAAAAGACAUUGUACUUUAGCCACAUUAUUACAGUCAAGCCAUACAUAAAACAUAUAAGCAACUUAGUUUUUUGUUUGUUAAUUCGUAAUAACAUGAAUUGCCAAAUAUAUAUAACUAGGAUUUACGUCAUAUAAUUUGAAUCUAUUAUUUUACUCUCAUAUUUAGAAAGUAAUUGUAUCAAUUGAAUCCAAUAUUUUCUUCGUCUACAGUGUGAUUAUAUUUACAAAAAUUGA